Messenger RNA from Poecilia reticulata (guppy), 7360 nucleotides. RefSeq names its product exportin 5 (gene xpo5). The record is from RefSeq and is a predicted model, not a curated record. Gene Ontology annotation, cellular component: nucleus; RNA nuclear export complex; cytoplasm. Gene Ontology annotation, biological process: protein export from nucleus; RNA export from nucleus. Gene Ontology annotation, molecular function: small GTPase binding; RNA binding; nuclear export signal receptor activity. Lineage: Eukaryota; Metazoa; Chordata; Actinopteri; Cyprinodontiformes; Poeciliidae.
CUUCGCGCACGUUGGCCGACGUCGGUGUUUCCCUGCCUGCACGUUACCCACGGUAGAGCGGCGCUUUGCAUAAGGGAGUUGCUUGCUUUCGUCUUAACGGUGUGACAGACGCUACCUGAAGUCAUGGCUGAGCAGGUGGCCGCCAUGUGUGAUCAGCUUAUAAAAGCCGUGAUGGUGAUGAUGGACGCAGAAACCAGCCAGAUUUACCGUCUGGAGGCCCUGAAGUUUUGUGAAGAAUUUAAAGAGACAAGCACCCUUUGUGUCCCAUGUGGCCUUCGCUUAGCAGACAAAAGUCAGCCGGCUGUAGUCAGACACUUUGGCUUGCAGAUACUGGAGCAGGUCAUCAAGUUUCGAUGGAACAACAUGCAGCAGCAAGAAAAGGUCCAGCUGAAGGAGUGUGCCAUGCAGCUGCUAGCAACUGGCACCCAUUCUAUCCUGGAGGAAGAGAGCCACGUCAAAGAUGCCCUAUCUCGGAUUGUGGUGGAAAUGAUUAAAAGAGAAUGGCCUCAGCAUUGGCCAGACAUGCUGAAAGAGAUGGAGUCUCUCUCUAGCCAAGGGGAGGCGCAGACCGAGCUGGUCAUGCUGAUCCUCUUGAGGCUGGCAGAGGACGUGAUCACCUUCCAGACUUUGCCCUCACAGCGGCGUAGAGACAUUCAACAGACACUCACCCAGAACAUGGACAGCAUCUUCAGUUUCUUGUUGGCCAUUCUGCAUAUCAAUGUUGAGGACUACCGCAAAUUGAAGGAGGAACCAGGACUUGAACUGAAGGCCAAAGCUCACUGCAGAGUGGCCGUGGCCACGCUCAAUACGCUCGCAGGCUACGUAGAUUGGGUGACACUGGUGCACAUCACUUCCAGGAACUGUCAGCUGCUGGAGAUGCUGUGUCUGCUGCUGAGUGAACCCGAGCUGCAGCUAGAGGCUUCAGAGUGCCUGCUUAUUGCUUUAAGCCGGAAGGGCAAACUGGAGGAGAGGAAACCCUUCAUGCUGCUGUUUAACGACGUGGCCAUCGAGUACAUCCUGUCCGCAGCCCAAUCCGCAGAUGGUUUAGCGAUAUGUCCAAAUUCCUCCAAACCACAAGAAGUGGAGGUGGUGGAGCGGCGCUACGUUUUCCUGAAGCGGCUCUGUCAGGUCCUUUGCGCUCUAGGAUUCCAGCUCUGCUCGUUAGUGGGUCCGUGUUCAGAGGUUGAAGUUCCUCCAAAUCUCAGCAAGUACACCGAAGCCUUAUUAGCCUUUACUACACAUUCCAGUCAGUUUUUAAAAUCUUGCACUGUGUCAACAUGGGCCAGUUUGUUCAGACACGAGACUCUAUCAAAAGUCCCUGUCGUUGUGGAGAUGGCCCUCGAAUACCUCAAAGUAUCAACAACCAACCUUGUUAGGACUGGCUUUCCUUCUAAACAAGACAGCCCUAGUUGUGUGUACUCACGAAUGGACUUCGACAGCGACGAUGACUUCAACUCGUUCUUUUCCACUUAUCGGUCGCAGCACGGCGACGUUUUGAGGACGCUAAGUCGUAUCCUUCCGGUAGAAGCUUUCCACACCGCAGCAGAAUGGCUCCGAUUCCAGGUCGCCAGUCCGGUUGAUCCUGGAGAAACAACGUCGAAGACUGCAGAGGGUCUGUGUUCCUUGAUGUCUCCGUCCGUCCUUCAGUGGGAUGCGCUGACUGUCUUCAUGGAGUGUGUGAUGCAUCAGAUCUUCAAAAGCAUGGAUGAGCAGAAGUUGCCGAUAGACCAGAGCAUGGAGCUCCUGCAGGGCGUGCUGAACUACGAAACCAGAGACCCGCUCAUCCUGUCCUGUGUGCUGAGCAACAUUUCUGCCCUCUUUCCCUUCGUCACCCACAGGCCACAGUUCGUGCCACAGGUUCUCUACAAGCUAUUCAAAGCCGUCACGUUUCACAUUGAUUUGGAAAACAAGGCGCCCCGGAGUCGAGCCGUGAAGAAUGUUCGGAGACACGCGUGCUCGGCUAUCAUCAAAAUUUGCCGGGAUUACCCGCAGUUUAUCUUGCCUUGCUUCGACAUGUUUUACAACCACGUCAAAGAGUUGUUUGCAAAUGAAGCCUUGCUGACUUUCUUGGAGAAAUGCUCCCAGAUGGAAGCUCUGGUACUCAUCAGUAACCAGUUUAAAGACUUUGACAAGCAAAAGGCUUUUCUAGAUGAGCUAACGGCCCCAAUAAUCACACAGUGGACCUCUGAGGAGAUGACAAGCGUGCUUUGGGAUCCUGUCAAGUUCCUGUCGUUUGUUGGAGCAGAUGAAGUGUUCACAGAGCAAAGAGAAGCGAGAGAUACAGCUGGACCUAACAGGGGUCAAUUGAGCUUCUGUUUGUAUGCGAUGCUUGCCGUGGUGAAGCGUGCGCGAUGGCCUGCGGACCUGGAAGAAGCGAGAGCCGGAGGAUUCGUGGUGGGUGGCACACCUGCUGGAGCCCCCAUCUACAGAAACCCCUGUGCGGCUCAGUUUCUGGCCUUCCUGCCCAACCUGCUGGCUCUAAUAAGGACUCAGAACAGCUUGUUCAUGCCAGAGAACGUGGCUCGUCUCAGUGAGACUUUCUCCAGAGCCUAUGAUGUGAUGGACGGAGAUAAACUCGUAAUUCUUGGUCUCCCACAGCCUCCUCUGGAUAUUUAUGACGCUCCGGUGCAUAAAAGCCUCUUGGAUCGCAUGCAGGGAUUCUUUAACUCAUUGUUCGAAAAUUGCUUCCACAUCCUGGGUAACGCGGGUCCGGCUCUGCUGCAGGACUUCUACACCGUGGAGAGUCUGGCUGAAGGAAUCAUCGGCUCUGCCUUUACUUCCCUCGACCACGUGCCUGACCACAGACUCCGCUCAAUGAUUCGGCUGUUUUUGAAGCAGCUAGUGAUCUCAUGUCCUCCAGAGUAUCACGACAGUCUGCUGCGCCCUCUGCUGGGGCCUUUGUUCACCUACAUGCUGCAGAGACUAAACGUAAAGUGGCAGGUCAUCAACCAGAGGACGUCCGUCAAUGACGAGGAUGAGGAGGAGCGGGCGGUCUACGAGGACUGCGCUGUGACUCAGGAGAUGUUGGAGGAGCAGCUGGUUCGCCUGCUCACCAGGGAGGUUCUGGAUCUGCUCAAUGUAAGCUGUAUUUCCAGAAAAGGGCCUGAACCAGCAGCAAUUAAGGAGGAAAUCGAUGAGGAAGACGUGAUGAUGGAGUCGGUGCAGGUGGCGUCUUCCCCUCAACCCACAGAAGAGCUGAGUGAGCUUGGAAGAUGCUUGAUGAAACACGAGAGUGUGUAUAUGUCAUUGCUGACCCUCUCGUUCACCUCACUGUCCUGGAAGGACACCACAAACUGCCACCGAACGGCGUCCAUGGUCUGCUGGAACCUCCUGCGGCCGGUUGUAGCAGGUAACCUCCUCCCUGAAGCGGUCACAUGGUUCUACACCAGCGUUCUCAGAGCCCUGCAGGUUCACGGACAACAUGAAGCCUGCAACACUCCCCUCUGUAACCUAGCAAUGCUCAUCUACGAAAACCUGCGGCCUCGCUACGUGGAGCUGCGGGCAGUGAUGACCCAAGUUCCAAACAUCAGCAUUGACGCUCUGGACCUCUACGAUCAAAGGCUGGUGGAUCCCAACGCCCAGAAGGCUGGAGAGAAGAAAAGGAGAGACCAGUUCAAGAAGCUCCUGGCAGGAACUAUAGGGAAAGCUCUCUGCCAGCAGUUCAGGAAGGAGGUCCACAUCCGCAACCUUCCGUCACUCUUCAAGAAGCCGAAGCCGGAAAAGGACAUAGUGGAGACUGAACAACUGGGCCUUGAAGCUCUCUUCAGUCAGGAGAGCAACACGCUGUAGGGGGGAAAGGACUUCUUUACUGGCUGGAAACGUUUGUUGUGUGUUUUAACAUCUCCACAACGCUCAGCUGUAGCCGCGUGGAGCUGCCCAACAUAUCUGUCAACUUGCUUUUCAGUGGGUCAUCUCAGCAGGACUCGCACAAACACGCAAUUUUCUUUUUGCGGCGGCAAACUAUUUAACUUUGACACACAAAUUAAACAGAAGUCCAUAUUGUCUGAUGGGUUUUUCAGAGCACAGUAACAAUUUUUUUUUUUAAAGAAGCCACAAAUCUGACUUUAUUUUUCUCUCUUUAUUGCCACUUCUGGUUUUUUUUAUCAUUUUAACAAGCUAAAGCUACAAAACACUAAGAAGAGCUCCAUUAUGAGCUCAGCUGCAGCUUUUGUAUUCAGGAAAAGGUGUUUAAAAUCUUUCAAUCCUCAAAUAAGCAAAAUCUGAAGUAGUUUGUUUCAGAGGGAGCUUUUUUUAUGGCACACAGAGAGGAACAGAUCUGUAUUAUGCGGUUUGCACAGAGCUGGGUGUGUUUGGUGUUAAAAACUAAGUAUGUGAGCUUAGAGUUGGCAGAUAUGUUGUGGGGAUUUAUUCAAUAAGGAUUUAUUCUAGGAUAAAACUGAAGGGGGGGGAAGUAGUGCGUGGUUCUGGUGACGGGUGUUUCCUGUGACUGGAUGAGCUUUAACACGGUUUCUGAUUCUGAAGGAGUUUUAUCAGUGGUACCUUAGGUUCAACGUUUCUUUGAUAGGAAGAAAAAACUUUUAAGAAACUUUGAAUAAACUGCUACAGUGUUGAUUUUUUUUUUUUUUUUUUUUUACAUUUUUUUUGGUUAAAGGUAAAUAUAACCUUGCAUACAAGAAGAAGAAGCUGUUUAACACACAUUGCCAGACAGCUAAGCUAACUUUGGUUAUUCUAAACAACUUGAGCGAUCCAACAUUUAUUUGGAUUUGCGUGAAAAGUGCAGCGCACAUACUCCACAGAUAUAUGUGCCAAAACACUGACUGUAGGCUUCUAAGCAGACACUUCGGUCUGUGUAUAAUUUAACAAUAAAACUAUUUAAGGAUCAGCAAAUGUGUAGCUUAUUCCAAGUACACAUACCUAUUUUUUCAUUACCUGAUCUUUUUUUUUUUUUUUUUUUUUACUUGAUAAUUUUUAUGAACAGGCGCUAUAUUCCUUUGUUGUUUAAAGGAUUGUUUUAACAUGAUUUAUCGGGUCGCUGUUUGUUGCUGUUUUAGCAGAUCAUAAUUCCCUUUUUUUCUCUUUUUUUUAAAUUUUUUUUUAUUGUUUUAUAUAUGCAGACCAAAAUAUAUGGCAGCUGUUUCAGCUUGAACCUCUUAAAAUACACUUUGACUGGUCUACAUAUCAAAUACUGUUUGACUGAAGAAAUAUUUCUCUCCCACAAAUGAAAGGAUUUACAGCUUUAUAUAUAUAUAUAUACACACAUAUAUAUAUAUAUAUAUAUGUGUGUGUGUGAACAAAUGGUCUUUUUUUUGGGAAUGUCUGUUCAACACUAAGAUUUUCUGUACAAAGACAAACACGGGAAUUUUGAAAAUGUUAUGUGGUUUAUAUUUUUGCUAUAGAUUGGACAUGUUUAUUGUUAGAAAUGUUUGUUUCUUUUCAUUUAGACCCCAGUGACGCGUAGAUGAGCUACAUGGUGACAUUAAACAAAACGAUCUGCCUCAUUUGGGUCUUUGCACAUUGCUUGUUGUAAAAAAGGGGAAACAAGAUUUUACAUCUGCCAUUUAGACAAACAAUUCAGAUUUUCUCUCAUUGAAGACAUGCAAGUCUUAUAUAGGUUUAUAAUUGAAAAUCGUUGUAAAUAUUGUUGGUUAAAACAAUCAACUUGAAACAAGUAAAUUAUCUGGACUUCGAAACCUUGAAAUACCUACACCCUGCACUAAUCCUUAAACCUCACCAAUUUUUCCAUUUUAUCUUCUUUAGUGUGUAACUUUAGGUUUUAAAAGGUUUAUUAUAUUGUAGAAGAAGUUUUCAAUAAAUGUUAAGUUUCACCUAAAAAUGUUUACUGCUUUUGUGAUGUAAAUUUGUGACAUUUAGAUACAAGUAGCUUUAAGAAAAAGGCUUUGUAAAGGUGACACAGAUGAACUGUCAGACUGGUUCGUCAUAGUGAAAUAUGGAAAUGAGGAAAAACUUUAAAAGCAGGUAAAACAAUGAAGGAGGUUAAUUAAGCAGAACAUGCUUCUUGUGAAGAGCCAUAAAUCACUAAAUAAUCCAAGCCAACAUGUAGUUGGAUGUGUUGCCACAUAAAAUGUAGAUCUGCACUUUGCGAGUUGUGCGUGGACAAAACACAACCGGAAGAUGAGCUAAAGUUAUGUCCAGAUUUUAAAACGUUUUCCCAAACUGCAAAGAUGCUCAUAUUGUUUUAGACAAACUGCGGUGCUUUUAAUAAUAUGCCAGAGAAGGUGCAGAGAGAGACCGGAGUUUCCUUUGUGUGUGGAGCACAGAGUAAUGUGGAUGUGCUCGUCUUUUAACCUUUUGCUUCACACAGCUGACAGAAAGAAGGGUCAAACAUUUUUCUAUUGCUUUCAAUAAAAGCAAGUUUUGUCUGGAAAUAUUUCUAGUCACUGAAAACUAAAGCACAAACUAAAGCAGCAUAAUUUGUUGCACCGAUGGAGAUAAUUUUAAAACUACAGCUAAUAAGGUGGAAUGUCAGUUCACUCUCUUGACAGCUUGGUCUUCCUGAUCAGGUCACUUUUUAUUCUUGUUAGUCUGUAAUAAUAAAAAGUGUAUUUUGUGCAAGAAGCAAUCAAAAAACUACUGAAUUUUCCAAAAGUUCUGUUAUUGCUGUCUUCAUCAAAAUCUAAGUAAACACUACAACAUAAUUUGUUAGCAGCAGCAGGGGGAAUAGUCGCUACUCUUCUUUUGAAUAAAAGUAACUUGACCAUGUUUCGCAAAUUCUGCUGAGUAAUUUUGUGCAAAUGCUACGAAAGUGUAUUUUUCUUCUAGUUAACUCGUCACGAGAACCUCAACCGGUGAAUAGCAAGCUUAAGUUUAGAUGACUGAAGUCUUACCAGCAUGAAGUUUGGGCUAAGGUUGCUACUUGGAGCGGAUAGCCCUAGAAAAUGACUUCACCUGGGACAUACCUACUGUGAAAACCCUUGAGAAUUAUUUCAACAUUAUUUUUUUUAAAUAAUGUUAACUUUGAUUAGUUCUGUGUGAGAUGAGGGCAUGUUUUAUACGCACAGCUACUGAACUGGUUUUCUCAUGGCUCCAUGUAAAUAAAAUAAACGUCUAUAGUAAUUAUAAUUGGCUUGUUGUUCCCAAUUGAAUUUCUGCUCAGGGCCUCAUAAAGCCUUUGCUCAGUUCUGGGGCAUAAAGAUACAUUUCCAUGAUCAGCCUUGUCACUUCUGUUAUUUAAAAUUGUAUUAACUGUAAGUCAAGAAACUAUUUUCUGACUUUUGUAGAUCACAACAUCUGCCUGACUUGAAUGAUGUGUUAUUUUAUUUUAUUAUUUUUUUAUCCUUUGCAUUUUGAAGACUGGGCAAGAAAAAUUGGCUUGUGUCAUUUUUUUAGAUCUUGUAGAAGCAAGAAUUAAUGGAUUACAAAUAAAGAGCUAUUUGACAGA